CACCACACCUGUGAGUACCUCGUGAUGGCAUGUGCAUGUCUUCCUCCAUGAAUCAAUGACAGCACCAGCACCAGCACGAGCGCCACACGAAAUGGCGGAUGGAUCAGUAGCGAGGGCCUUGGGUCAAAUCCCAGACGACGAAGCGUGGCAUAGAACUAUUAUUCUCCCGCGCGAUAUAUUGGAUAACCCACCAUCUGGCGAGCACGAGGUGGAUUGGGAAACGGAGUCCUCCCACCGCAUUUGGGGUUGCGAGCUUCUCCAGGAGGCAGGCGUGUUACUGAGGUUGCCCCAGGUAGUGAUGUGCACCGCGCAAAACUUGCUCCAGAGAUUUUUCUACCGAAAGCCUUUGACCAAGUUCGACGCUUUUAGCGUAGCGAUGGGGUGCAUGCUGCUGGCGAUGAAGAUCGAAGAGGACCCACGCCAGCCUCGGGCGGUGGUGCUUGUGUUUCACCGCAUGUUUGAACGGCGAAUUGGCGUGGACCCUGCGAUUGUUAUUCCGCCGGAGUCGUUGAGGGUUCUGCGAGACGAAAUGCUCCGUGUUGAGCUCCACGUCCUGAAGGAGCUUGGGUUCGGAUUCUACAACAUCAUGGAUCACCCACACAAGUUCAUCCUGUAUUACUUGAGAGUGCUGGAAUUAGACAUUGAAGGAGAUGUUUCACAACGUGCUUGGAACUACGUUAACGACUCGCUGCGCACUGACCUGUCCCUGCGUUUUCGCUCGGAAGUCAUAGCGUGCGCGGCAAUCUACAUGGCCUCGCGUUCGCUUGGAAUCAAGUUGCCUGACAACCCGCCGUGGUGGGUCCUCUUCAACGCAGACAUCCAAGAGAUGGGGGAGAUCUGCAACACCAUCCUAGCCCUCUACCAUCGACCCAAAGUGGCGUUCUUAGAACCGCUUUGCGAUAACAGCGUUUUCAGGAGAGGAGGUCCGCUGCGAAUAGAUGCAGUUGUGCAGAAUAUCCAGGAGGUUUACGCGCCAGCCGACGGAGUGGAAGAACCUCCGGCCGCUGCUCCAUCCGAAACACAACCUGGAGAUGAACCCAUCACACGUGACUCCGACAGUGUUCCGGCGGUGGCUGCUGAACCAGUAAGUAACAACUCUGUCAGUGUUGCCAACAGCAGUCCUGAAGCGCCUGGUCCUUUUGAUGUCCACGAGCCUGACAGCAAUGACACUGAAGAACCAUCUACCAACAAAAGCCAAGAGAGGGAGAGUGACAGCAGAAGUGAAAGUCGAAGCAACAGGAGUCACAGCGCAAGCCGCAGCGCAUUAGGUAUCGAACGCGAACGUGGACGCGAGGAUGGUGCCGACCGGGAAGCGAAUGGGCGACCGUCUGAAAGAGUGCAGGAUCGAGAGAGAGAUCGAAAACGACCUCGAGAGAAGGAAUCCCGGCGCAGCCGGAGUCGAAGUGGAAGCCGGAGUCGAAGUCGCAGAGACCGCAGAGGGGAUAGCAGAGAGAGGGGCAGGGACAGGCCCAGAGAGCGAGACAGGGAGAGAGCACGGGGGAGGGACUGGGGAAGGGACCGGGACCGCGAGAAAGAACGAAAUGGAGACAGGCGUCACGACCGAGGGGACGCUGGCAGGAGGAGCCGAAGGUAGUGAGCCUGCCGCCAUGGCCCACAAGGUUGACCCAUGUCGAGCGUCUUCGUCUGUAGCAUGGGAAUCGCAUGUGCAUGCAUGGCCGUUCUCUUCGGUGCUUAACCAUGUGCGGGAAGCUUGCUGGGUUUGUCAUCCUAUCGUAGGAACAAUCGAAGAUCUUUGAAUUGGUUAUAUUGUGUACAGUACUUUCUCGUGUGACAAUAAUAUUUCGAUCAAAGUGGAGGAUUGGAGGCAGCCCUGACCAGGGCAAACACAGCUUGCCGAGCGCGAAGUGACUGCCUGUGAUGUAUUGUAGCUCAUGAAGUCUCCAGCCGUUGCCUCUUGUUGUUUACCGCGCGUGAGUGACCAUGCCGGCAAUGGGUUGCGAAGUCUCGCGAGGCUCGUCUGUGGUCGAGAAGUGUAAAAUUCAAUUCAAUUGGGGAAGCGGCGUGGCACACGGCACUCUUUUUCAUAUUUCUGCUGGUUUUCUCGCAAGUCACUUGUUUUAUCCCGAGCGGGGGACAUGCGAUGGUGUGCACAUGGAUAUAACCCACGUGAAAAACGUGCAUACAUGUGUCAGUACAUUGUUGAUGACGUUGUACACCCACGCACUCGUGGACGCACACCACACUGGCUGAUGCGGGUGAGCAAGAGUUUGCCGAUGUCGAACCAGGCGUGCAACAGGGAUCAUAAGGUAGUCUCGUGUACGUGCGACUUGAAAUAUUCUGAUGAACGAUGUCAUCCAUGGUUAUGUUUUGAUCCCUCCGAAUAGUCAGUCUUUGUUUCCAACCGUUUUUGAGAUGGAAUCGCUUCAUUUGUUCUGUUUUUUUCGGGCUACCCUGCUCUCUCAGCGCUUCCCCGUCGAUCUCUCGAACGCCUGACAGGGCAGCCUUUCUUUCCGACACCUUCACUCUCGGUAUUUGAGUGAUCUCGCCUCAUUUUGAUCUAUCGAUGACGGGGACAGCCCGCAUCUUCCCAUCAAUCUUCCUAGACGAUGUACUCGCGCUACCGCACGGACUACUUGACCUCGUUCAUCAUCGGUCUUCCACUGCAUUCUGAACCCUAUUUGCGUCAGUUUUCUGUUGCGGAAAUUCUCAGACCUACAUCCGAUGUUGAACCCACCAAACGUGACCCCACCAAAGAAUGUUCCACUCCCUUUUUUUCGCUUGGUAGGCGAUUUCCGGUUUCUUGUCUUCAAGCAAGUUGUUUUUCUUCGGGCGAUUUUUCUCGAGAUCUCAUCGACAUUGUUGCUGUUGUUGUUUGUUGUUUUCUUCACAUUAAACUCGUGUCAGUUGCUAAUCCCAACAUCUAGCGAAGACUCGGUCCGUGGUCACAAAAAUGCUAGAGACAUCAGAAGAUCUAAAGAACACACACUAGACCAGCAAGCAAAGGGUACACAAGCCCGAGGAGGUACACCUACAAUCCCUGCAGCACGUUUGCGUGCUCACAACUGAACUACACGCCCAC
Ectocarpus sp. CCAP 1310/34 is the source of this 3040-nucleotide messenger RNA. The record is from the annotation of a GenBank genome assembly. Lineage: Eukaryota; Phaeophyceae; Ectocarpales; Ectocarpaceae.